GAGGACGCUCACCUUUUCUGACACUGGAGUGAUUCACAUCCCCAUUGAUUGACUAUUAGACAUUUGUCCAUAAUUUUUUUUGUUUUUCCACUUCGCUAAAGUAUAAACGAUCAUCUUCAUAUUUGUUUUUCCUUUCGUGGAGUUGUGCGUGACAUCGUUUUACACGACCGAUGAUGGCGAACCAGACCAUUAACGGGGUAAACGGAGUGACCGCGGGUAACGGGCACAGGGAUCGGGCUCUGGCCGGCGCUGUGGGACCCAAGCGCUGGAACGUGCAGGCCUCCGAGAUGGCCAAGCGGACCUUCAACCCGAUCCGUGCCAUCGUGGACUCCAUGCACAUCGAGCCCAACCCCCACAAGGCCAUGAUAUCUCUCUCCAUCGGCGACCCCACGGUGUUCCGUAAUCUGCCCACGGACAACGUGGUACGCACGGCCGUCAAGGAGGCCAUCGACUCCGGCAACUACGACGGCUACGCUCCCUCCAUAGGUUAUCAACAAGCAAGAGAGGCGAUCGCGGACUACUACACCUGCGCUGAAGCCCCUUUGGAGGCCAGGGACGUCAUCCUCGGCAGUGGCUGCAGCCAGGCCAUCGAGAUGGCGAUCACCGUGCUGGCCAAUCCCGGAGACAACAUUCUGGUCCCCCGACCCGGCUUCUCGCUCUACAAGACGCUGGCCACCUCGCACGGAAUUCACGUCAAGCACUACGAGCUGCUGCCGGACCAGUGCUGGGAGAUCGACCUGGAGCACAUGGAGUCGCUGGUGGACGCGCGCACGGCCUGUGUGGUGGUGAACAACCCGUCCAACCCGUGCGGCUCCGUCUUCAACCGCGAGCACAUCCUCGACAUCCUGGCCGUUGCUGAAAAGAACAGGGUCCCUAUCCUCGCAGAUGAGAUAUAUGGAGAUAUGGUGUUCCCCGGGCAUCAGUACCAUGCCAUGGCGCCACUGACGAGCGAGGUGCCCAUCCUUGCGUGCGGGGGGUUGGCGAAGCGCUGGCUGGUACCCGGCUGGCGGAUGGGCUGGGUCUUCAUCCACGACCGCCACCAGAUCUUCGGACCAAAUAUACGCGACGGACUGUUGCGGCUCAGCCAGAAGAUUCUGGGACCCUCCACAGUGAUCCAGGGAGCAAUGAAGCGGAUCCUGAACCACACUCCCAGCGACUUCUACCAGAGAACUGUGGAGUUCAUCCGGGACAAUGCCGAGUAUUGCUACAACACCCUAACCGCAGUCCCUGGUCUCAAGCCGGUCAUGCCGUGUGGAGCAAUGUACAUGAUGGUUGGAAUACAGAUGGAUAAGUUUCCCGAAUGUAAGGACGACGUGCAGUUCACCCAGAGACUCGUAACGGACCAAUCGGUCUUCUGCCUCCCGGCCAAGUGCUUCGAGUACCCCAACUAUUUCCGCGUGGUGCUGACCGUGCCCCGCGAGAUGCUGGAGGAGGCGUGCAUGCGCAUCCAAGAUUUCUGCGCGAAGAACUACAUCGGCACGCAGCCAUAGUGCCCUGGUGAUAGCAACAACGUCACCCGCCAUUCACCACUGAGUGGCUGUGAUGCACCUGAACCAGGGCAGGUCCACUUUGAAGCCACGUGACGUGAUAGCAUCACUCGAAUCACUCGCACUGACACCCAGUGCUCAAUUUCAGCCAAAAACUGCCUGGAGCCUGUCCCAGGAAUUAGUUUGGAAUUAUUAUUUUUGGGCUAUUAUUUUUCGUUUUAAACAUUUUCAUUGGAUUAUGUAUGGUACAAUAGAGGUACAUGAUUAUGAAUAGGCGUACCUUGCACACUAGUGGUGAACCUUUAUUUCAAUAAGUCCUACCUCCUAAUAGGACUAGCAGCUUUCCAGAAAAUAUCGAGUCUAGAAUGAAGCUCUUGGUAACACCACUGCACAGUGUUUUCGUGGUUGUGUUCUAUAGCUUUGCGAUGGAUUUUAAGGGUUGCACUGCGUGUUGCUUUGGCGCGAUUACGAAUGCAAACUUCGGACUUCGUGCCGAACAAUACGCACAACAACCAGAAAACACAGCCAAGAGCUCUCUCUUAUGUUCAAUUAACCUUUCUAUUGUGUGUUCAACUAACCUUUGUAUUGUGUGUUUGUGGAAAAAUUGCAAGCAAUUUAUUUUCCAUUCUUUGUCAGAUUGUGAUUUUUUUUUAUUGCUAUGGUUGGUAUCAUUAUUUAUGCAGGGUUCUUUUUCUAAACCAUUAACAUUUUUAACACGUUUUACCGCACGGGAUUUUAACAUUUUAUGCCUACGUAAAUAGAAGCAUCCGACAAUACUCCACGCACCAUGCACUUACAGCGCUGUCCACGGCAGUUGCUCCCAAGUUCAAGUUAAUUUUGUUGAACCACGUGAGAACUCAAAGAUGUCAGCAUGAGUCUCCUUUGCAAUUGUGACACGUUUAUUUGCGGUCACGUGCUCAAUCGAAACCGUGUGAGAAAAAAAUUACUUUGCUGAAAUGUGCAUGAAAGUGGCACCAGUUAAUAUUUUAUAUUCCUUUAAAACCAUACACAGUCGAUUGCUUUCCAGACUCGUGACAGACAUGAAGACUGCACUGCCCCCAAGAGGAACACAUUUGCAAAUGGUAUCACAUUUUCCAUUUGAUAAUACAAAACUAUUUCCCGCAAUGUUUGACAUCUGUGCUAUCGCAGACAUGUGAUGAGACGAAUUAUCUAUUCACAAAUCUUGCUCGUGGACUGAUCUGAGAUUUCUGAAUAUUCAGAUGUCUGGUCAGACUGUGAGAUUUCUGAAUGUUCCAAAAUAGAUUAUUCAGAAAUCUCACUAAUGUCGUGCUCUGUGAUCUUUCUGACUAUUCAGACAUCUAAUUAGAAAUCUCACCGCGUUGCAUCAGUCUGUCUGAUAACAGUCUGCGGAAAAAUCACUUCCCAGGGCCUUUCUCAAAUAUUUAUUUAAGCAGAUGCAUUGUCUUUUAAACAGUCGAGUAUGCACACUCUACUACGAUAUUUCUUUCACAUGCAAGUCCAACUUUUACACUUAUUUCUCAGAGCUUACAUUUCGCCAAAUUAAAUUCCAAGCUAAUCUAAUAAAAAUGUAUCUUCUCUUGUGAAGUAAAUUUUGACAAGUGCAAGACCAUCACAUCACUGAAUAAGUCAUUAUUUCCCUUCCCACUCUGAAAAUCAUAUACAAUGUCAAUAUUACACACCAGAGGUGGGACAAAGUCAUUGUUAUGCAAGUCCAAGUCGAGUCUGAAGUCAUCAAAUUCAUGACUCGAGUCUGACUCGAGUCCAAGUCACAUGACUCGAGUCCACACCUCUGUUACACACUGGUUUCAUUGAUUCACGUUAAUCCAGAUCACCCCUUUUGUAUCUUUACUGUUUACAAAACGUGCCAAAUAUUAUGCACAAAAAGCUUUGCCGAGUCUUACGACUCAUAUCCAGGAGGGUCCUGCCAAGUUUUCGCAGUAGCGGGAGAUGAUUGCUAUGUGUAGGAGGCGCCGCGGUGAGAUGAUCGUGGGUUUCAUCUCGAUCCCUUACGAUGCCUGCUGCUGUAUAUUUGGAGUUGGCGUAGUCUCUCUCUCUCUCCGCGUGGCCGCGUGGAUUUUUCUCCAGGUCCUCUAGUUUUGCCCCCAACUUUAUUUGACGACUAUAAUUCCCACGUGUGACGAAACGAGCUAGUACGUGUGGCAAGGUCGCCGAUGAAAACGAGUUAACAGCUCAGUGGGCUUUACCUGGAAAUAAAAGUAAUUUAGUUUAAGUUGUACGUAUAAUCCCAAUCGAGUAAUAUUUCACAUUUGGCAAACUUGGCCCAUGGAGUCGACACACGAAAUCUUUAACUUCCACUGUGCAGCAGACAGCGCUAAUGUGUACUGCUAAUGCAACCGCAGUAACAACAAGCCGGCCGGAGUAUGAAUGCUGUUCACUGAGUGUCAUUACGAAGUUAGAGAGGGAACUCGGCUUAUUCAAAUCCAAGUUAAUCAUGUAAGUUGACUAAUUUUCCAAAAUGUUAAUUGUUUCACUUUAACGGCCGACAGUGGCCUCGCGUGCCGUGAUUUAUGCAUUACUUAUUAUAGCUUUGAUUGUAUACAAUUCAUCAUGUCUUAUUUUAAGUUAAUACGUAUUCACUGUAUCCCAAAUGUAUUUAUUUGACAAAAUAUAAAGGGCAUAUGCAUUUUUUAUCCUCUUCACGAAUGGGUUCACGUUUCUUGAUCAAAAGGAUGUGUUUAUACUUCAUCGUGCUACUGACUUUCAAACAACUUUUAAUCAAAUUAAAUGGCACAUUCAAAUAAAAAGUUAAUUCGAAACCCAGUAACCAUCUUUAGAACUGCUAGAUAAGCAGACGAUAUGUCUCUGUCAUUCACUGCGUGUCUCUCCACACACACUUGACUUGAAAAAGAGCUGCAUCGCUUAAUGAGUAAUCUACUUCCUAUUCGGAUUUUUGUAAACUUUUUUUGUGUGCAAACCUAUCGACCCCCCACGGCCUUUUGGGAGUAUUUCAGUAUCUGCUGAUGAGAGACUGUGUGCCGAAACCGAUCCAGACUUUGCAUGUGCUGAAUGAAUGCUGCUGAAAUGACGCCCUCCCAGAAGGCGGUGUGGGUGACUGCUGUGUUCUCGUGCGAAGAGACGCGCACUCGUUUGUUCAUUAAGAGUUGUCUACAAGGACGCGAAUGAUUGUUUUGUGUUCUGUAUCCUUCAAAGCAGAACUUCACAAAUCCCAAAGCAGGCUUCACACUCACUCGCAUCACCGCUGUCCACGUGUUGCAUCGUCCUUCUCUCCAUUCAAAUGCAAAUCGGGUCACUGCACAUUACACACACCUAAUGAUUGGUAAGAAAUACAUGAACGCCGCGGUGUGAGAGCACUGAGCGUGAAGCAGGCCGAUUAGCGAAUACUUCUCGAAGAAUGACAGCCGUUACACGAACAUUUAAAGUCGUCGUUCAGCGUUGGCUGCCCUGUGCCUCACUUCCCUGGCCCCGUCUCAGUCAAUGGGGGUUGUGUGACGCCAAUUGGAGGUUGUGUGACGCCAAUUGGAGGUUGUGUGACGCCAAUUGGAGGUUGUGUGACGCCAAUUGGAGGUUGUGUGACGCCAAAACUUUCACCGCGAUGGGCAGUGCGGUCUUGUGAUGAAUAAGUUAGGGAGUUGGGGGCCAAGGCCGCGUCGGAUAUCAUUCGCCGCCGUGGCCAGGAAUCGAACUCAGGUCGGCUCGUGUUAAUAGCAAAGUGCGCUAACCACUGCGCCACCACCCACCACCGCCUUAGGUCACGUGCUCACAUCUCGUCUGUAGCAAUGCUUAACUAUACAAUGUAAUGCACGUACAUUUAUAUGACCAGCGGGAAACAACAUUGAGCUAUUACCGAAGAUGAUAUCACCGUGAUGGUAUCAAUGUACUGUUUUGUCCAAAUGUAAGUGAACAUUUUCGACGUGCGUGUCAACAGUGAACACGUGUGCAAUCGCGCUGCACACCUGGCUGCCCACACCCAGGUGAAUGGUGCAACAGUCUUCUUCCAUCCACGUCCAACAUAUCCGACCUUAUCACGUAUCUGCCGAUACCUCAGUCCUGACCAAGCCAAAUAAUGGUCGUGCUUAUUUUGAUUAAAAGUGUAACUUUCAUUCCCCUACAAGUGAUCCAUUUUAAAUCAGACGGUUAUUACCAUCAAUCUCAUGUCAAUGCAAUGGGGUCUUCAAAAGACUCACUGUGUACAUUUGUUUGCGUGACAACGAUGUUGAGUCUCCACGACGCUUUCAGGUGCCAAUGUGUCUCCAGCAAUGGGCUGCUAUAUAUCUUUUGCCAUUUGUCGAUAGCAUUGCUUUAUAGUACAUUGAGAUCGUCUCACAAUGUAUUUUGACUAGACGGCAUAUUAAUGACACGGUUAUAAGUACAUUGUGGUAUAGCUGCGCAUAUCAGGGAAAAUAUCUGGGAAUGUACCAUAUUUUAGUGAUUUUGGUGUGUUAAUAUGUGUUGAUAUGUACUCAUUAAUUACACCUGUGGUUUUUUGAGAUUCAUGAAAUAGUUUUGGAAUGUUUAUCAAAUUAGCCAGGGCAACAAUGAUAUACCUCAUUUAAAACCUCACACGCGUUAUACAACUGAAGUGAAAUGUUGCUGACUUGCAUAAACACAAAUUAAACAUGUCUUAAAAUCA
This is a messenger RNA of Lethenteron reissneri (Far Eastern brook lamprey), 6081 nucleotides long. RefSeq names its product tyrosine aminotransferase (gene TAT). NCBI's taxonomy places the organism in Eukaryota, Metazoa, Chordata, Hyperoartia, Petromyzontiformes, Petromyzontidae. Gene Ontology annotation, biological process: L-phenylalanine catabolic process; biosynthetic process; L-tyrosine catabolic process. The record is from RefSeq and is a predicted model, not a curated record. Gene Ontology annotation, molecular function: L-tyrosine:2-oxoglutarate transaminase activity; pyridoxal phosphate binding.